Molecule: messenger RNA, 2020 nt
Organism: Urocitellus parryii (Arctic ground squirrel)
Lineage: Eukaryota; Metazoa; Chordata; Mammalia; Rodentia; Sciuridae
Gene: Cpz
Product: carboxypeptidase Z
Biological process (GO): peptide metabolic process; protein processing
Molecular function (GO): zinc ion binding; protein binding; metallocarboxypeptidase activity
Source: RefSeq, a predicted model, not a curated record
AUGCCGCCGCCGCCGCUGCUCCUGGCCGCGCUGGCCCUGCUGGCCUCCGCCGCCGCGCGGCCCGGGUGCGGCGAGCGCCCCUCGGACCCCGCCGGUAAGGCCCGCCGCGUCAUCACGUCACCUGCCCACCCUGCCUCCCCAGCCACCUGCGUGGACCUGCAGCUCAGCUCCUGUGCGGACGCCGCCUACACCCAGACUGCCUUUCCCAACCUGCUGGAGCAGCGGUCGCGGGAGGCGGUGGAGUCCAGCCCCGAGUACAUCCUGCUGAGCGUCCUGCACCAUCUCUUGGAGGGCCAGUGCAACCCUGACCUGCGGCUGCUGGGCUGUGCCGUGCUGGCGCCCCGCUGCGAGGGCAGCCGGGUGCGCAGACCCUGCCGGCACGUCUGCGAGGGCCUGCGGGAGGCCUGUCAGCCGGCCUUCGACGCCAUCGACAUGGCCUGGCCCUACUUCCUGGACUGCGCCCACUACUUUGCCCGGGAGGAGGAAGGCUGCUACGACCCUCUGGAGAAGCUCCGGGGGGACCUGGAGGCUGAGGAGGCCCUGCCCUCAGGCCUGCCGCCCACCUUCAUCCGCUUUGCCCACCACUCCUACGCCCAGAUGGUGCGGGUGCUGAAGCGGACAGCGACGCGCUGUGCCCAGGUGGCCAAGACCUACAGCAUCGGGCGCAGCUUUGAUGGCAAGGACCUGCUGGUCAUCGAGUUCUCGGGCCGCCCUGGCCAGCAUGAGCUGAUGGAGCCCGAGGUGAAACUCAUUGGCAACAUCCAUGGCAAUGAGGUGGUGGGGCGGGAGAUGCUCAUCUACCUGGCCCAGUACCUGUGCUCCGAGUACCUGCUGGGCAAUCCCCGCAUCCAGCGCUUGAUCAACACCACCCGCAUCCACCUGCUGCCCUCCAUGAACCCCGACGGCUAUGAGGUGGCUGCUGCAGAGGGUGCCGGGUACAACGGAUGGACCAGUGGGAGGCAGAAUGCGCAGAACCUGGACCUGAACCGCAACUUCCCGGACCUGACGUCCGAAUACUACCGGCUGGCCUCCAUCCGCGGCACGCGCACCGACCACAUCCCCAUCCCGGAGCACUACUGGUGGGGUAAGGUGGCUCCUGAGACGAAGGCCAUCAUGAAGUGGAUGCGGACGGCCCCCUUCGUGCUCUCAGCCAGCCUGCACGGGGGAGACCUGGUGGUGUCCUACCCCUUUGACUUCUCCAAGCACCCUCUGGAGAUGAAGAUGUUCUCCCCCACGCCUGACGAGAAGAUGUUCAAGCUGCUGGCCAGAGCCUACGCCGACGUCCACCCUAUGAUGAUGGACAGGUCGGAGGGCAGGUGUGGGGGCAACUUCCUGAAGCAGGGCAGCAUCAUCAAYGGGGCGGACUGGUACAGCUUCACCGGAGGCAUGUCCGACUUCAACUACCUGCACAGCAACUGCUUUGAGAUCACCGUGGAGCUGGGCUGCGUCAAGUUCCCCCCGGAGGAGGCCCUCUAUGGGCUCUGGCUGAGCAACAAGGAGUCCCUCCUGAGCUUCGUGGAGAUGGUGCACCGGGGCAUCAAGGGCGUGGUGAUGGACAAAUUUGGCAAACCCGUCAAGAACGCYCGCAUCUUGGUCAGAGGCAUCCGCCAUGAUGUCACCACAGCCCCGGAUGGUGACUACUGGCGACUGCURCCCCCCGGCUCCCACAUCGUCAUCGCCCAAGCCCCUGGCUACUCCAAAGUCAUGAAGAGAGUCACCAUCCCCCUGCGGAUGAGGAAGGCAGGCCGCGUGGACUUCAUUCUGCAGCCUCUGGGGGCAGGACACAAGAAGCUGUCCCGUGAACUUCAGAGAACUGCGCCUGCAUCUCGGGACCCGCUGGGAGGUGCCGGCCUGCGGGACCAGCCCCCGCAGCUGGACCUUGAGCCCCUCGGGGCACGCAGGCAGCCCUCGGCCGGCGGGAGCAAGCCCUGGUGGUGGUCCUACUUCACGUCCCUGAGCCCGCACAGGCCGCGCUGGCUGCUCAAGUACUAGGGCACCGUCCACGCCCCCGCAGGGCGGA